Hevea brasiliensis (rubber tree) is the source of this 378-nucleotide messenger RNA. RefSeq lists its product as uncharacterized. The transcript has a single exon. NCBI's taxonomy places the organism in Eukaryota, Viridiplantae, Streptophyta, Magnoliopsida, Malpighiales, Euphorbiaceae. The record is from RefSeq and is a predicted model, not a curated record. The coding region runs from base 1 to 378 and encodes 125 amino acids.
AUGGAGGAUUAUAACAGAUCAAGAUCAUAUUCAUAUUCAUAUGGGGCUGGAACGAUGCAGAUGGAGAGUUAUUAUGGUCCACCAAGACCGCCCACCACUUCCUAUGACCUCAGGUCCUACAGUGCCUCCUAUGCACAAUCCCAGAUGGCUAACAACGGCUACACCACCAAGGGCUUUAAGCUCAAGAAAGGCAAGAGCACUUCUGGGUCUUCUUUUUCUUCAAAGUCUUGGAGCUUGAGUGACCCUGAGUUUCAAAGGAAGAAGAGGGUUGCUAGCUACAAAAUGUACACUGUUGAGGGAAAAGUUAAACUUUCUUUUAGGAGGAGUUUCAGGUGGCUUAAGGAUAAGUACUCCCGGGUUGUUUAUGGAUGGUGGUGA